Molecule: messenger RNA, 1326 nt
Organism: Hirsutella rhossiliensis
Lineage: Eukaryota; Fungi; Ascomycota; Sordariomycetes; Hypocreales; Ophiocordycipitaceae
Exons: 1
Coding region: 1-1326 (441 amino acids)
Source: RefSeq, a predicted model, not a curated record
AUGCCUCAAACCAUUCUCGACGUUCUAGUGAAGCCGAAUCCUAGCCUGGACUCGCGCUCCGUUCCUGCUGGUUCGAACACAUAUGGUAACGAUUGGAUACCAGUGACGGACUGGCAACCGUGGGUGGACUUCACUUACGACAAUUUGCUGUCCAUCUUCCGGCAGCCGCUCAAUUCAACCUGGAGAGCCCCUCCCCCAACUGUUGAUAUGACUGCUGGUUUCGACUCACAUAUCUGUGACGAGAGAAGUUUAGACUUCUUCUUAGUCAAGUAUAUGUGGCCCUAUGUCAAUGCAGCACUCAGGGAAGCCAACUAUAUCCUUGAAUGGGGAAGGGAAGCGUUUUACCUCGGUACAGGAAGCUGGUGCCAUGGCGACGGUUCGCCAGACUGGUCCUUGGUGUCCAGCCUGAGGAAGUCCGAGGGGAGGUUCUGGAACUUGCUCCCGGGAGACACGAAGCUCUCAGCUAAAUGGAGGCCAGACAUGGAACAGUCACCCAAUGCGACCGAGCGACAGCAGUGGACAUUGCCUUUGUCUCAAGUCAACACAUACGCCGCCGAGAGCGCAUGUCGCUAUGGCUUCAUCAUAACAGACGAAGAGCUCGUGGUGUUACGCUUCACAAGAGAAAGAGUUGGCGAUGGACUGGCUUCAGCCCGCUCAACUAGGGGAACCCACCAGCGGUACGCAUCUGGCGAUACUGAUUUAUCUUCUGUCAUGGAAUCCAUGUCCCUCGACUCUUUUGGCGCCCAAUCCUAUGCCGAAGACGAUUUGGCGAAUGCUGCAAAUUCUGAGUUUCUGCCUCCAGAGUUCGCUAUCAUACCUCAAGGCGCACACGGCAGGGGCCGGCUUACUGUGAAGUUAUCUCUUUUCUGUUUGUGCCUCAUGGCAGCUGGCGAAAAUGGCAGGGUCGGCUAUGACUACCCUCCUUUGGAUAGCUGGAGGCAGGAGAGCCGGCACAGGUUCGUCCACAAUACGUCCGGCCGGGUUGCGACAAUAUUGCCAGCCAAUGCAACACUUUGCGGCCUCCAAGAACCUCAGCAGGAGCCUCAGCAGGACUCGACCAGCGCAGGUCCCUCCAACUAUCCCGCGAGCGAAACUGAAGAUGCAGAGACAGGACGAGACAUGCAAACCAAUCCAUCUGCUCAUUCCGAGUCGACGCGUAAGGCUACUCGAGUCGAAGUGAAAAAAAGAGAUGGUUUGUUCUGCUUCUACGACAAGAAAAAGAAGCUAAGGAAGACGAGGAGGUCGGAAUGGACCCGCAACCAGGAUCCCCAUGGUUGGAUAUAUCAAGGAGAGAAGUACGUUUAUUUCACGGAACAUCUACCGUGA